This is a messenger RNA of Striga hermonthica, 2643 nucleotides long. Lineage: Eukaryota; Viridiplantae; Streptophyta; Magnoliopsida; Lamiales; Orobanchaceae. The record is from the annotation of a GenBank genome assembly.
GUAGUGAUGGAUCAAGAUAUAUCCUCUAAGCUGCAAAGGUUUAUAUUAUCUGAUAAAGAAGAAGGGGGAUUAGUUCUUUCAGUAGAUGAUAUUGCUAUUGGGAUGCAGGAUUGUAGUCUGAGUCUUAUUGGGAAGAUUUUUGGUGAGAAAAAUGUUAAUUUUAGUGGCCUCAAAACUACAAUCAGUAGUAUUUGGGUCACUGAUAAACCCUUCUCAAUCAGGAAUCUGGGUAAUAAUAAGUUCCAAUUCUUAUUUCAAUUUGAACAAGAUAGAGAUAGGAUUUUAGAGGGUAAGACAUGGAACUUUGAUGGUCAAUAUCUUCUCCUGAAGCCAUGGAACUCUGAGAACAAUGAGUUCAGUGAAGAGGAUGAGAUUAUUAAAAUUUGGGUGCAAAUACUAAAUUUGCCUCUCCAUUGGCUAUCUGCUGACACUGGGGUUAAAUUGGGAAGAAUGUUGGGGAAAGUCUUAGAUGUCCAAGUUCCUGGCAUAGGUAACUAUCAUGGCCAGAAUAUGAAUAUUCUUGUUCAGCUCCCACUCUCAGAGCCAAUUCUGAGAGGCACAUUCAUCAAAAUGGGGGAGGAUAACAAAUGGGUGGACUUUAGAUAUGAGAAUAUCCAGAGUUUCUGCUUUUAUUGUGGGAUUAUUGGCCAUUCUGAUAGAAGCUGUGUUAAAAAGAACACAGACAUAGAUAAUAAUGAACUUCAGUUGGGUCAAUAUGGAGAAUGGCUGAGAAUUGGCAGCUCCCCUAAUAGUUCUUAUAGGAGUUUCAGUGGGGUCAAUCUGGGUAGCCAAGCUAGUACAGAGGCCACUAUCCCCACCCCUACUCACCCCAUAGCCAAAAGUGUGGUUGGUGAUAAAUGUAGCUCGGGGAACAUCCAUAGUCCCUCUCCUUCCAGCAAUGCUGUGAAGGGUAAAACCAACCUAGAAGGGGAGGGGUCUGAGAACCCUAACCUAUCUAAGGUGGUUUUGGUCUCUGAUUCCUUGACUCAAAAACCCAGUAUCCUUAACAAGGAACCUGAGGUUCAUGUUGAUGCUAACCUGGUGGAGGUUAAUGUGCAGGCUUCUACCAGUGGUAGAAGAAUUGUCCAUAGGAAAAAAACAGCUAGCACAAAGGAAGUGAGUACCAGUAGGCUCGUUGCUCCUGAACAAAUGCAUAUUGAUGAACCCAAUGUCAGUAAAAAGGGGCUGGGAAAGGGGAAUAAUAAAAGAACUAAUGAGGUAAACAAAAAAAAAAAAAAAAAAAAAAAAAAAAAAUUUGUAGAAUCUGUGUGUAAAAAACUUAAGUUAGUAGAUAAUUGGUUUUAUUUGAAACCUGUGGGUUAUAAAGGGGGGUUGUUUUUGUAUUGGUCUGAUAAAAUUAUGGUUUUGGAUAUUAUUCCCUCUGAUUUUGGUCUUGAAGUCAAAUUCUCCUUUGCUGGUAAUUCUGAUGUGUUUUGGGGUAUUUUCAUUUAUGCUAGUACAAGUAGGGAGAUUAGAAGCUCUCAGUGGGAGGUCAUUAUUAGACAUAGCUUAUAUUGGGGGUCCUCUUGGUUUAUCUGUGGUGAUUUCAAUGACAUUAUUGAUCACUCAGAGAAAUUAGGAGGCAUUAGGAGGGAGGAAUCUAGCUUCCUGGAUUUUAGAAAUCUUAUCUCUUGUUUGGGGGUCAGUGAAGCUAAUGUCAUUGGACAUCCCUUCACUUGGACUAAUAAUAGAAAGGGGGACCAAGCUAUUGAAGAAAAACUUGAUAGAUUCCUGUUUUCUCAAAAUUGGCUUGAUCUAUUUCCCAAUUCCCUUAUUAAAAUUAUCCCUGUUGCUUCCUCUGAUCACUCCAUUCUGUUAUUUGAUAGCAACCCGGGUUGUGAGGGUAGAAAGAAUAGGUUUGUCUUUGAUGCCAGAUGGCUCAAAUCUGAAGGCUUCAAUGACAUUGUGGUUGAAGCUUGGAAUUUUAUUGUGCCUGGUCAUGCAUUAUUUAGCAUUCAACAGAGAUUGAAGAAUGUUAGAAAUGCUAUCAUUAAGUGGAAGAAGAGGGUGAGGGGUAAUGCUAGAUGCAAGAUAGAAGAAUGCAGGGUGAAAUUAGAGAGCCUUAGGGCUCUUGGGGGUGAUAGAGAUUGGAGUGAGUGGAAUAGGUGCAAGAUUGAGUCCCAAUUAGCUUAUGAAAGUGAAGAGCUCUUCUGGAGACAGAAAUCUAGGAUAACUUGGCUUAGAGAAGGGGACAAGAACUCUAAGUUCUUUCAUGCUUGUGUUAAUCAAAGGAGAAAAUCUAAUUCUCUUGAUAACAUUGUUAAAGCUGAUGGCUCUAGAUAUGACUCACUUCUGUUCUGUAAGGCUGAUUUGAAGCAUGCUUUUCUUGUUUUUGAUAUUCUGGCUAAAUAUGGGUGUGAAUCUGGGCAAGCUGUAAACUUUGACAAAUCCUCCAUCUUGUUUUCUAAAAAUACCUCUGAGGGCACUCAGGCACAAAUCUGUGGAAUCUUAUCUAGUAUUAAUAGAGUCAAAUCCUCUAGGUAUUUGGGUCUGCCUUUAGGGAUAGGGAGAUCUAAGAAAGAAACCUUCAAAUUUGUGAGUGACUGUGUGAGGAACAAGAUUUUGAGCUGGAAAAACAAAUUUUUGAGUGAUUCAGGGAGAGAGAUUAUGAUUAAAGCUGUAUUGAGUGCUCUGCCUACUUAU